This is a messenger RNA of Blastomyces dermatitidis ER-3, 528 nucleotides long. Its product is annotated as zinc-binding oxidoreductase. Lineage: Eukaryota; Fungi; Ascomycota; Eurotiomycetes; Onygenales; Ajellomycetaceae. The record is from RefSeq and is a predicted model, not a curated record. The transcript has 2 exons. The annotation marks the transcript as partial.
GAUCUCGCCGGAACUAUCAUUACUGCGCCAGAGGGUUCCUCAUAUGUAGCUGGAGAUCAAGGCUACGCUCGCCCAAACUAUGUUCGGCCGUGCUGCGCUCGUGACUACACCAUUGCAGUGACCUCUGAGCUUGCUCAUAGACCGAACAAUCUAAGCUGGGCAGAAUCUACAACCAUGGCUGUGUCGGCACUUACAGCAUGGCAAGCCUUGUUCUUUCAGGGUGGACCGGGUGGUCCUGAAAAUACCGCAAACCAAUGGAAGAGAAUCUUCUUCAUCACAGCUGCAUCAGGUGGUGUUGGGUUAUGGCUCGUCCAGCUUGCUGGAAUUGCAGGCCUUCACACCUGUGCAUCCUGCGGAUCGGAGAAUGAACAAUAUAGAAGGAUGUUAAGACAUUUUCUCUACCAUGGAGCCGAACGGUGGACAGCUGUCAAAGAUAGCAGCACCUUUAAGCUGGAAGAAUUUGAACAAGCGUUUGCAAAAGUUGAUACUAGACGGGCUAGAGGUAAAGUUGUCCUCGGUGUGAAUUAA